ACCAAAUACUGAUAAGCUGCUGUUUGCUGCAAUGACAACAUUAGUAAAGUAGAAAAGCAAAAAGGACUUUCCCUGGCUAAAGCCACACCCCCAGAAUGCUGAAGGAAGAGGGGCUGGUUGUCUGUGCUGAGAACACAUCACAGGCCAACUUCUCCGACUUCACACUCGAUUACGGCUGUUAAGAAAGGCAAAGCAUGACUGUGGACUACGGGAAGUGUGCGCGUCGGCUGCUUCGAAGGUGUGUCAUCUUAUUCCUGGUAUCGGUUCAGUUCAUUCAAAGUAAAGAUGUCACCAUGGUGAUAGGAGAGGUGGGUGGGGCUGUGACCCUCCCCUGUACCUCUGACAUCCAGAGACUCCCAAACCACCUGUAUGUACAGAGACCUGACCCAAACAAGUUCAUUAAUGGCUACCAUAAGACGAGGGACUUACCAUCCCCUCACCCGGAGUAUGCAAACCGUACUCAAGUAGACCACACACAGGGAACAAUGAGGCUGUGGAGUAUACGGCUGUCAGAUGAGGGGCUGUACGAAUGCCACAUCGGAUACCCAACCAAGAACAACCAGAAGAACAUACAACUCAGUGUGACAGCCAACUACAGCACCCCCAAUGUAACAGUGGCCUGUGACAACGGCAGCUGCUUAGUGACAUGUUCCUCUGACAACGGUUACCCUCGUAGGGAUGUUGAGUGGAGCCUGAACCCUCCUCUUAACCAGAGCCACUGGGGAGUAGUGAACAGCAGUGGGGGGACAGACCCAGUCUCUAUGCUGUUCUCUGUCUUCAGUUCCAUAUCCAUCAACUGCUCCUCUGGACCCCGGCUGAACCUCAGCUGUGCUGUAGGGGGCACCCUCUCACAGGAACACAUUGUCUCAAGAAAAAGAAGGCUCAGACAGCCAGAGGUAAUCAAGGAGGAAAGGGAGCAGCAAGUUCAGAGGAGACCUGAGCCCUUGGACCAUGCCUCAGGACUACCUGGCAUGAUGACUCCUUGCUGUCCCCAGUCCACCUGGCCGUGCUGCUGCUCCAGUUUCAACUGUUCUGCCUGCGGCUAUGGAAUCCUGACCUGUUCACCGGAUGUGCUACCUGUCCCAGACCUUUUAUUUGACAAUGCUGGUCAUUUAUGAACAUUUGAACAUCUUGGCCAUGUUCUGUCAUAAUCUCCACACUGCACAGCCAGAAGAGGACUGGCCACCCCUCAUUGCCUGGUUCCUCUCUAGGUUUCUUCCUAGGUUCUGGCCUUUCUAGGGAGUUUUUCCUAGCCACCGUGCUUCAACACCUGCAUUGUUUGCUGUUUGGGGUUUUAGGCUGGGUUUCUGUACAGCACUUUGAGAUAUCAGCUGAUGUACGAAGGACUAUAUAAAUACAUUUCAUUUGGUUAAGGUUAGGUUUGGGUUAAGGUUAGGUUAGGAUUGAGGUUAGGUUAAGGGUUAAGGUUAGUAAAACCAACGUGUUUGUUUGUGUGCUCCCAUUUCAGCACUCUUCCCAGGUCCUCAGUAUAGUAGGUGGUAUCACUGGAACAGACCAGAAUACACCACAACACUGAAACAGACCAGAAUACACCACAACACUGAAACAGACCAGAAUACACCACAACACUGAAACAGACCAGAAUACACCACAACACUGAAACAGACCAGGUAGAAGCACAGAGUCACAGACUCUCUCAGAGAUCACACCCUCCCUCUAAUCAAAGUCUCUGGAAAUAAUUAAACUUUUUGUUUAUCUCCUUGAAGUCAAACCUCCUAUCUAUGCUUUGCCCCCCCCUGCAACUGUUAGCCCCGAUCUCCCCUUCCCUCCAACCUCCCCUACUCAUGCCCCCUGCCCUUCUCUGCCCUCCUCACCUCUUCCUCAUGCAUCUACUACAGUCUAAACUCCUAUUAUGUUUUACCUUCAGUCACAAUGUGGACAUUCCCAAUCUGGCCCUCACACCAUCAUGACCACCUAAUCAUUCCCAGCUUCCAAUUGGCUCAUUCAUCACCCCUCCUCUCCCCUAUAACUAUUCCCCAGGUUGUUGCUAUAAAUGAGAAUGUGUUCUCAGUCAGCAUACUUGGUCAAAUAAAAACAAUGACAAACAUGAAAGAGACAAUGGAGAAAGACAGAGGAAGAAAGAUGGGGGAAAAGAGAAAGCAAGAGGGAGAACGAGAAAGAGAGUCUUCCGUUCAUCAUGUUUAUAUAACGUAAGGGACUUUCACAGUAGCGAGACUCCUACACACAAACACACUCACACACACAGGACCGAUGAGUCAUAUAUAGGUAGCUUACGUCUCUCACACUCACAGGAGCUGAGAGCUCUGAGGGCAGCUCUGAACUCAAACACACUGUUCAAGACUUACAGGCUGUUCUGAUCAACACACAUGUUGUGGUUGUGUAGACCCACUGCGCUCGCUGUCACUUUGAGUAGAGCUCAAUCGCUUCUUCUCUUUCUGUCUCGUUCUCUUUCUCUCUCCCUCGUGCAAUAUUUCUCUCUCUCUCUCCCCCCCUCUCUCUCUCUCUCUCUCUCUCUCUCUCUCUCUCUCUCACACACACACACACACACACACACACACACACACACACACACACACACACACACACACACACACACACACACACACACACACACACACACACACACACACACACACACACACACACACACACACACACACACACACACACACACAGAGAGAGCAGGCUCAACACAGCAGACACCAGGGGUCCGGCCUAUAAAAGAAGCCAGUGGUGGCUGCCUGCCUGACUCACAAAGUCUGAUACAAUCUGUGAUUUAGUAAUAACAGUGUGUAAGAGAGGGUGUGUAAAAGAGAGAGAUGCAUGUUUUCCCUUUUCUACUUUAACUAUUUGUGCAUCGUAACAAUGCUGUAUACUGUAUACAGUACAUUUGACAUUUGAAAUGUCUUUAUUCUUUUGGAACGUUUGUGAGUUUGUUUACUGUUAAUUAUUUAUUGUUUAUUUCACUUUUGUUUAUUAUCCAUUACACUUGCUUUGGCAAUUUAAACAUAUGUUUUCUAUGCCAAUAAAGCCCUCAAAUUGAA
Molecule: messenger RNA, 3026 nt
Organism: Oncorhynchus keta (chum salmon)
Lineage: Eukaryota; Metazoa; Chordata; Actinopteri; Salmoniformes; Salmonidae
Product: T-lymphocyte activation antigen CD80
Exons: 8
Coding region: 195-1118 (307 amino acids)
Biological process (GO): negative regulation of T cell proliferation; positive regulation of T cell proliferation; cellular response to lipopolysaccharide
Cellular component (GO): external side of plasma membrane
Source: RefSeq, a predicted model, not a curated record